Emericellopsis atlantica is the source of this 573-nucleotide messenger RNA. RefSeq names its product ribosomal protein L19/L19e domain-containing protein. Gene Ontology annotation, biological process: translation. The record is from RefSeq and is a predicted model, not a curated record. Gene Ontology annotation, molecular function: RNA binding; structural constituent of ribosome. The transcript has 3 exons. The coding region runs from base 1 to 573 and encodes 190 amino acids. NCBI's taxonomy places the organism in Eukaryota, Fungi, Ascomycota, Sordariomycetes, Hypocreales, Bionectriaceae. Gene Ontology annotation, cellular component: ribosome; cytosolic large ribosomal subunit.
AUGGAUGGGGUCAACCUCCGAACUCAGAAGCGCCUGGCCUCGUCGGUCAUCGGCUGUGGCAAGCGCAAGAUCUGGCUCGACCCCAACGAGCAGAACGAGAUCUCCAACGCCAACUCCCGCCAGACCAUCCGCAAGUUGGUCUCCGAUGGCCUGAUCAUCCGCAAGCCCAUCACCCAGCACUCGCGCUCCCGUGCCCGUGAGCUCAACCUCGCCCGCCGCGAAGGCCGCCACCGUGGCUACGGUAAGCGCAAGGGUACUGCCGACGCCCGUAUGCCCAGCCAGGUCCUGUGGAUGCGCCGUCUCCGUGUCCUCCGCCGUCUUCUCGUCAAGUACCGUGCCUCUGGAAAGAUCGACAAGCACCUCUACCACGAGCUCUACCACCUGAGCAAGGGUAACACCUUCAAGCACAAGCGCGCGCUUGUUGAGCACAUUCACCGUGCCAAGGCUGAGAAGGCCCGUGAGCACAAGCUCCAGGAGGAGAUGGACGCCAAACGUGCGAAGAACAAGGCCGCUCGCGAGCGCAAGCAGGAGAGGGUUGCGGCGAAGAGGAACGCCUUGAUGGCCGAAGAGUAA